Molecule: messenger RNA, 996 nt
Organism: Sclerotinia sclerotiorum 1980 UF-70
Lineage: Eukaryota; Fungi; Ascomycota; Leotiomycetes; Helotiales; Sclerotiniaceae
Exons: 2
Coding region: 1-996 (331 amino acids)
Molecular function (GO): catalytic activity
Source: RefSeq, a predicted model, not a curated record
AUGGGGAAAAAGAUAAUCGCAGCCGCAAUUCACGCCGCGCCGGUGUUUAUGGAUAAGAAGCGCACCAUUGAAAAAGCUAUCCGACUCAUCAAAGAAGGCAAAGAUCAAGGAAUAGACUUCUUGGUAUUCCCAGAAACUUUCGUGCCUGGAUAUCCGUAUUUUAUCCAAACCUACGCACCACUCAAAUACGCCGGUGCACAAGCCCAAUAUGCAGAAGAAAGCGUUGUAGUUGGAGAAACGGGAGGGGAUCUCCUACCUAUCAUGUGUAUUUGCGCUGAACUUAAGAUCGCGGUUUGCAUUGGAAUUUCGGAGCGGGUUGAAGGAGGUUAUACAAUAUUCAACUCGCAAGCCUUCAUUGAUACCAAUGGAACAUUACUAGGCGUACACCGAAAAAUCCAACCCACGCACGCCGAACGCACGAUUUGGGCCCAAGGAAGCGGACACACAUUACGUGUAUGGCCGAGCAGUGUAGGUAGAGUAGGAGGACUAGCAUGUUGGGAAAACACGAUGAAUAAUGCACGUCAAGAAUUAAUUGAACAGCGUCAGGAAAUUCACGCGGCGGCGUGGCCUGCACUUAGCACUAUAUCUGGAUUUGAACUGGUGGCUGAUGCGCAAAUAGAGGCAUUGAUGAAGAAUCAUGCGUUGACAGCACAAGUAUGGGUUAUUUGCGCGAGUGACUAUGUAGAUGAUGGGACAUUGAAGUGGAUGGAGAAGAAUCUGGGACCGCAGGAUUUGGUCAAGAAGGGAGGAGGUUGGAGUGCUGUUAUUCAUCCAUUUUGUACCGUGUUAGCUGGUCCGCAUACAGGGGCUGAGGAAAAAUUCUUGAAAGCAGAGAUUGAUUUUGAGGAAUUAGCAGGUGUGAAGGUGUGGAUUGAUGCUAGUGGGCAUUAUAAACGUCCUGGGAUCUUCAAGUUGGAGGUUGAUAAAACUCCAGAGUGGCCUGAUGAUGAGAUUGUGGCGGCUGGGGCUUCUGCGCCUUACGUUUCACAUACAUGA